Anolis sagrei ordinatus is the source of this 1804-nucleotide messenger RNA. It is a transcript of the gene GYG1, whose product is annotated as glycogenin 1. Gene Ontology annotation, molecular function: glycosyltransferase activity. Gene Ontology annotation, biological process: glycogen biosynthetic process. Gene Ontology annotation, cellular component: cytoplasm. The record is from RefSeq and is a predicted model, not a curated record. Lineage: Eukaryota; Metazoa; Chordata; Lepidosauria; Squamata; Anolidae.
GGCUCCGCCCCUCCUUUAUAAGGUGAAGAGGAAGGGGCCAGAACAGCCACAGCAGUUGGGAGAGGAGCGUCUGCCCGGUGGGGUCCGGGUUAGCGGAGCCAUGGCAGACCAGUCUUUUGUGACGUUAGCCACAAAUGAUUCCUAUGUGAAAGGAGCACUUGUACUGGGAUCGUCACUACGAAAGUACAGAACAACAAGGAAGUUGACAGUGCUGAUCACACCACAUGUUUCAGACCCAAUGAGGAAAGUACUGGAAAAAAUAUUUGAUCAAGUGAAGCCCGUAGACGUCUUGGACAGUGGAGAUUCAGCCCAUCUUGCGCUGUUGAAAAGGCCUGAGCUUGGUGUUACACUGACAAAACUCCACUGCUGGGAAUUAACAGAGUAUUCAAAGUGUGUGUUCAUGGAUGCAGACACGAUGGUUUUGUCAAAUAUAGAUGAGCUUUUCGAAAGAGAAGAACUUUCUGCUGCACCUGAUCCAGGCUGGCCUGACUGUUUCAAUUCGGGAGUUUUUGUAUAUCGGCCUUCUGUUGAAACAUUCAAUCAGCUGUUGCAGCUUGCUACAGAGAAAGGCAGCUUUGAUGGUGGGGACCAGGGCUUAUUAAACACCUUCUUCAGCAAUUGGGCAACAGCAGACAUUAGCAAACACCUGCCAUUUAUUUAUAAUUUAAGCAGUAUUUCUAUAUACUCCUAUCUUCCAGCAUUUAAAGCGUUUGGAACAAAUGCAAAAGUGGUACACUUUCUGGGGAAACUUAAGCCAUGGAACUACGCUUAUGACUCCAAAGCCAAAAGUGUCAAAGAAGAUGCUCAAGGCCCCACAGUAGUUCACCCAGAGUUCCUCAAUAUGUGGUGGGAUACCUUUAUCACAGAUAUUUUGCCAUUAUUACAGCAGCAUGGUGCCAUUAAAGACACAGCGACUGGUGUAAAGGCGCUGUCGGGCUUGGUCUAUACACUGGCUUUCUCUUGUGGCUUCUGUAGAGAGGAGGAGGUAGCAGAGUCAGUGUCCCACCUGUCAAUUUCAUCUACAGCGCUGACACACGUGCCACCCUCGCCGCCCCCCAUGUCCUCAGAGGAGCGCAAAGAAAGAUGGGAGCAGGGCCAGGCCGACUAUAUGGGAGCAGACAGCUUUGACAACAUCCAGAAGAAACUGGAUACCUACCUCCAGUAGAAAGAAGCACUUGUAUCUGCUCUGCAGAUGUCAGCAAUACAAGGACUUUUCAGAGCUAUAGCAACUAGAAAAGUCAGAUAGGGUCGAUUAAACUUGCUAGCAGCUUUGCCACUGCUGAGCUGAAGGCUGUUGGCAGUACUGGAGAUAAGAACUGAACAAAAUCUGUUUUAAGUAUGAAUCCUUGUGCCAAUUUUGUGUCCAACAGCCAGAUCUUUUCCUCUUCCACAAAAACUAAUGAACAUACCUGUAGAGAACUCAUUGGGAACAGGGCACACAACUGGCUUGAAUCUUACUCCUUAGACCUAUAGGACUGUGCUUUAUCUCCUUCCCUUCACCCCCAACCUGUGUUUGGCUUGCUAUGUUAUAAUGAUGGCUAGAAAGUGAGGCAGCUACAGUGAAAGGGGCCUUACAGAAAGAAAGGGCAUGAAAGGGUGGCAACAUCGUACUGAUAUUGCCUUUCUGUCAAUUCCAGCCAUAUUGAAAAUCCUGACCAGACAUCUAUGCACACUAUCCACAGCAUGGCAAAUACUUUCAUUCAGUUGUGUAUUUCUGGGACUAGUUAAAACAUCAAAACCUUUUGAAGUUACCUGUAACACAGCAGUCAAAUACAAAAAUAAAGAAAUCAUGGUAAAAUCUAAA